This is a messenger RNA of Physeter macrocephalus (sperm whale), 7252 nucleotides long. RefSeq names its product glutamine rich 2 (gene QRICH2). The record is from RefSeq and is a predicted model, not a curated record. NCBI's taxonomy places the organism in Eukaryota, Metazoa, Chordata, Mammalia, Artiodactyla, Physeteridae. Gene Ontology annotation, cellular component: sperm flagellum. The transcript is spliced from 19 exons. Gene Ontology annotation, biological process: flagellated sperm motility; cell projection assembly.
AUGCCGCCCGCGACGGCGGCCCCCUCGGUCUCCCUCCGGGAGCUGGCCGACCUCGCCAUCGGCACCCCGGAGGUGGGCGCCGUCAACUUCCCGGCCCUGCACACGCUCAUCGUGGCCACGCUCAAGAAUCUCAACCUGCAGGAUACUCGGAUCGACUUCCCGUCCCCGAUGCUCGAGCAGAGUCGCUUGUCCGACUCCCCGCGGGUCUCAAGCAGCAGGGCGCAGCCGCAGGCGCUGGAGAGCCAGGUGAAGGACCUGGGCGGGCAGGUCCAGGACCUUAGCCUGCAGCUCAAGACCAUGGGGAGCCAGGUGCAGGCCAUCGUGGCGCACGUGCAGCACUUCCCUUCCCAGGCCGGCGGGCUGGACGCCCGGGACUGGCUGGAAGUGAAGGAUCUAACCUUGCUUACGCAAGGGAAGGCGCAAGUAGGGUCGACGGAAGGGCUGCUUUGAUCCUCAAUCUCUGAACUCUUCUUCCAGAAACUCCUCCAACGGGUUGACGAACUGGAGAAGCUAAUUAGAGAAAGGGACGAAUUCCUGGAAAUAAUGAGCUGGAAGCUCAAUGAGAUGCCUGGUGCAGAAGAAGCCACCAUGGUCACCUGGGAAGAGCUGGAGCAGGCGAUUACUGACGGCUGGAAGGCCUCACAAAUGGUCUCAGAGUCAUCAGUAGGGCUUCCUAGGCACAAAGGGCAGGGUUCCAUAACAUCGAAUGGUAAAAUUCCAAGUGGAGCCUCCACCAAGCAUCCAAGUAUUGACGAGGCUAUAGAGUCUGCCAAUGGUUUUAGCACAGAUAAGACCUUCUCGGGAACCAGUGGCAUAGGAUGCUCCUCUGAAGGGGUUACUGGCAGGGAACGAAGCAAAGGUGCGUCUGCUACUGGGUUUCCUGGUAGAGAACAGCACUCAAGGGCCCGUGAAGAAGCUGGCCUAACCAAACCCCGUCCCCAGUUGAGAGCAGCGUCAGAUCGUCGCCCGGCUAGAGAGCAGCACGGCUUAGCACAUCUACGCAGAGAUGAACGAGAUGCACACCUUGGCCCAGUUUAUCAGGACGUAUCCUCUGCCACCUUGCCUAGAGAUCUGCAUGGUCAUGUGUCCCCAGAUCAGCAUGGGGGAGUGCACAUUAGCCAGGGUCAAGUCUAUGCACGGCCAGAUCAACAUGGAUUAGGACCGCUUGGCAUGGAUCAGCCUGCAUCGCUACAACCUAGCACUUAUGUACAUGGUGUGGCACCCCUCACUGCAGGUCAGCUUGGAGUGAUGCCACCUGGAAUGGAUGAGCAGGAAUUGGUACUAGCUGGCAUGGCUCAGAGUGAUGCAGUGCCACCAUUGGUAUCUGGCAGAGAUCAGCAAGGAUUGGGACUACCUAGUACAGACCAGCCUGGUAUGGUUCCACUUAGCACGUAUCAGCAUGGUGUGAUACUUCCUGGCAUAGACCAACAUGGUAUAAAACAGGCUGGCAUGGACGAGAGUGGUAUGGGACCACUUGGCUCUGAUCAGCAUGGAUUGGUACCUCUUGGUGUAGAUCAGCAUGGAUUUGUAAUAUUUCGCAUGGAUCAGCAGGGCUUGCUGUCACCUGGUUUGUUGCAAGUUGCUGCAGAUCAGCAAGGUUUUGUACAGCCCAGUUUGGGAAUAUCUGGCUUCAUACAGCCUGGCACAGAGCAGCACGAUAUGAUCCAGCCCAGUGCGGCUCGGCCUGCUUUGGUCCAACCCAGUAGAGCUCAGCCUGCUUUGGUGCAGCCUGGAGCUGCAGGUCAGCCUGGUUUGGUGCAGCCUGGUGCAGGUCAGCCUGGUUUGGUGCAGCCUGGUGCAGCUCAGCUUGGUUUGGUGCAGCCUGGUGCUGCAGCUCAGCCUGGUUUGGUGCAACCUGGUGCAGGUCAGCCUGGUUUGGUGCAGCCUGGUGCAGCUCAGCCUGGUUUGGUGCAGCCUGGUGCAGGUCAGCCUGGUUUGGUGCAGCCCGGUGCAGGUCAGCCUGGUUUGGUGCAGCCUGGUGCAGCUCAGCUUGGUUUGGUGCAGCCUGGUGCUGCAGCUCAGCCUGGUUUGGUGCAACCUGGUGCAGGUCAGCCUGGUUUGGUGCAGCCUGGUGCAGCUCAGCCUGGUUUGGUGCAGCCUGGUGCAGGUCAGCCUGGUUUGGUGCAGCCCGGUGCUGCAGCUCAGCCUGGUUUGGUGCAGCCUGGAGCUGCAGGUCAGCCUGGUUUGGUGCAGCCUGGUGCAGCUCAGCCUGGUUUGGUGCAGCCUGGCGCUGCAGGUCAGCCUGGUUUGGUGCAACCUGGUGCAGCUCAGCCUGGUUUGGUGCAACCUGGUGCAGCUCAGCCUGGUUUGGUGCAACCCGGUGCUGCAGCUCAGCCUGGUUUGGUGCAGCCUGGUGCAGCUCAGCCUGGUUUGGUGCAGCCUGGCGCUGCAGGUCAGCCUGGUUUGGUGCAACCUGGUGCAGGUCAGCCUGGUUUGGUGCAGCCUGGCGCUGCAGUUCAGCCUGGUUUGGUGCAACCCGGUGCUGGUCAGCCUGCCUCGGUCCAACCCGGUGCUGGUCACCCUGGUUUGGUCCAGCCUGGAAUGUAUCAGCGAGGUUUGGUCCCGCCUGGUGCAGGUCAGCCUGGUUUGGUGCAGCCUGGUACAGGUCUACCUGGCUUUUUUCAACCUGGUGUAUCUAUGCCUGGCUUGGUUCCACCUGGUACAUAUCCACCUGGUCUGGUACAGCCUGGUAGCUAUCCACGUGGUUUGGUCCAAUCUGGUGCCUAUCCACGUGGUUUCAUGCAACCUCGUGCCGAUCAGCGUGGUUUGGUUCAACCUGUAAUAGAUCAGCAUUGGUUGAGGCAGUCUGGUACAGAUCGAGGCUUGAUACCACCAGGCACAGAGCUUCAUGGCUUUCCAACAUACCAUGUAGAUCCUCGAAGUUUUAUGUCAUCACGCCCAUACCAGCAUGGUGUGGCACCUCCUGGCAGAGAUCAAUAUGGUCGGGUGUCACCACUCGUAGCCAGUCAAGGUUUGGCAUCACCAGGUAUAGACCGAGAAGGUUUGGUACCACGAGAGACUAAUCAACAAAGUUUGAUGCGUCCUGGCCCAGACCAGCAUGGCCCAAAACCAUUACGCACGGGUGUGGGAUCUGCACGCCAGGAUCAACAGCAUUUGGAAACACCUGAACCAAAGCAGCAUGACCGGGCACAUUCUGUCCCAGACUCCCAUGGCCCGGGGUACCAAGGUGUAGAUCAGUAUGUCGAGGUAGGCUUGGAUCCAAAUGAAAUACGUGACUCAAUCCGACCUGGAGUUUCUGUUCAGACUUCCGCAAGCCAAGCUGCCCCCUUUCUCAGGAGCACGCACUCCCUUGACUGUUUAUACCGAGGCUCAUCAGGAAGGAGUGAUGUUCACAUUGAGAAACGUGAUUCACCGGAGAAAUUGGCUCCUAGCUUCCCCACGGCAGUGGAAACAUUUCGUCUGACGGGAGAGCUUAUCAGCCUCUACGUGGAGCUUAAGGAGAACAUAAAGGAUCUAGAUGAUGAACAAGCUGGCCAAACAGACUUGGAGAAGAUCCAGUACCUGCUGGCACGGAUGGUCAAGAAGUCCAUACCGGCCGACCUGCAGGAACAGCUGAAGACCUUAAAGGCCUUGACCAAAGAAGUUCAGCAGGAAAAAGCAAAACUGGAGAAGAUGAACAGGAUCCUGGAGGGGGAGGGAGAGCAAGAGACAGGAAACGAGGUGAAAGCUGGCCAGCUGAGCCUGCAGCUGGGUAUCCUCAGGGUCACCGUGGCUGACAUCGAGAAGGAGCUGGCGGAGCUGAGGGAGAGUCAAGAACGGGGCAAGGUCAGCAUGGAACAUUCGGUCUCUGAAGCCUCCCUUUACCUGCAGGAUCAGUUAGACAAGCUCAGGACGAUCAUCGAGAACAUGCUGGCCUCGUCCUCCACGCUGCUGUCCAUGAGCAUGAACGUGGCCCCGCAGAAGCUCCUGACCACCCUGGCACCCGGCCAGAUCGACCCUGCGGCCACCUGCCCAGCCUGCAGCCUGGACCUGAGUCACCAGGUCAGCACGCUGGUGCAGCGCUACGAGCAGCUCCAGGACAUGGUCAGCAACCUGGCUGCCUCCCGGCCCUCCAAGAAGGCCAAGCUGCAGAGCCAGGAUGAAGAGCUACUGGGCCGCGUCCAGAGCGCCAUCCUGCAGGUACAGGGCGACUGUGAGAGACUCAGCAUCGCCACCGGCAGCCUCAUCGAGGACCAUCGGCAGGAGCAGAAGGACAUCGAAGUCUUGUACCAGGGUCUGGAGAAGCUGGAGAAGGAAAAGGCCAACAGGGAACACCUGGAGACGGAGAUCAAUGUGAAAGCCGACAAGAGUGCCCUGGCGGCCAAAGUGAGCCGUGUCCAGUUUGACACCACCAUGGAGCAGCUGCACCACAUGAUGCAGGAGCUGGUGGCCAAGAUGAGCGGGCAGGAGCAGGACUGGCAGAAGAUGCUGGACAAGCUCCUGGGAGAGAUGGACAGCAAGCUGGACCGCCUGGAGCUGGACCCAGUGAAGCAGUCCCUGGAGGAUCGUUGGAAAUCCUUGCGACUGCAGCUCAAAGAGCGUCCUCCACUCUACCAGGCGGACGAGGCAGCCGCCAUGCGGAGGCAGCUCCUGGCACAUUUCCACUGCCUCUCAUGUGACCGUCCCCUGGAGACGCCUGUGACUGGACAAAUCAUCCCCCUGACUCCUGUGGGCCCAGGCCUGCCCGGGCACCAGUCCCUCCGCCCCUACACGGUCUUUGAACUGGAGCAGGUCCGGCAGCAGAGCCGCAACCUGAAGCUGGGCAGCGCUGCCUUCCCCCGGGGCAACCUGGGGCAGACGGAGCCAAGCGUGGGGCACCUGCGCAGCAUGCACUCCAAGAUGCUGAUGGACAUUGAGAAGGUGCAGAUCCACUUCGGGGGCUCGGUCAAGGCCAGCAGCCAGAUGAUCCGCGAGCUGCUGCACUCCCGGCGCCUCAGCUGCCCCUGCUACAGACGGCUGCCAGAUGCGGCCGAUCACACCUACCCGAGGGCGCCCCGCCGCUGCGGGGGCAGCCACACCCUCACCUACCCCUACCGCCGCAACCGCCUGCAGCACCUGGCACAGGGCCCGUACCCCACCGAGGAGACCCGGAUCGCCAGCAAGCACGACGAGGUGGAUAUCCUGGGCCUGGACGGACACAUUUACAAGGGACGGAUGGAUACAAGGCUGCCGGACAUCCUGAACAAAGACAAUUCGGGGAUAAAGCACAAGGCCAAGCAGUCCCGGCCCCACGUGCACCGGCGGCAGUCACUCAGCGACAGUGGUCAGCUGCCCUCACGGCCCCAGAGCGCUCAGAUGCUGGCUGGCAAAAACUCAGGUCCCCUUCAACGGAAAGACAGACCCGUCUCCACCGAGGGGCGCCUCUCCCAGCCGAAUACAGCUCACCUGCCCAGUGAGAUGGCAAACCUGCCAGCGGGGCUGGAGAUGCACAUGGACGUGCCUCCUGGGGAGGGGCUCCAGGAGCCCACCCGGGGGCCGCGGCCCACCACUGCUCACUGAGCAGAGCUAUAAAUAAAUGUUUAGGAAAAAGCCUGGGGCCGGCCAUGCAGCUUCUCUGGUCCUGGCUCAGGAAGGUGGAGUGAGAGGGAGGGGCCGCUGCAGGUCGGGUGGCAGACCUCUUGCAGCCUGACCGUUAGGCCAUGGCCCCCAAACAGGUUGAGCUGUUCUCUGAGGGUGCCAGGGCUUCGAGAGGGCUGAGUGUUGGACCCAGGGCCAGGAAGAGGCAGCACAGGCCAGACCCCAGGCUCCAGGACUGGCGGGCCUGCAAGCGGUCUGCCCUCUCCUGACCCCGGCUGGACCCGGUGCCGUGGCCUUCUCUGGCACCGGCACUGCCUUCCAUCUGGGGACGCUGGCCAGGGCACUCUGGUGAGGUUGGGAUGCUUCAUGUCUGUGCUCGAGCUGUACCUUGUGUAUCUUGGAGCAAAGGUAAGGGUGGCAGCCCUCCUGCUGCUGGCAGGGAGGCUCCUGGCACAUCCUGGGCGCGAGCGGUGCCACCAGCACCUGGGAAGGUUCCUGUUUGCUGUCCUCUGUGGCUUACCCUUGAGUGGCUGCUGCAGACGCAGGAGGGGCGCAGACCCAGGGGCUGCCGGGGCUAGGUCGUGUCCCUGCUCCCCUCCCCUCCCCUCCCCUCCCCAGGAAGUUAGAGCAGACGUGUGCCUGGCAUUUGCCAGGGGGUCUUGAGGCCUGCCCUUGUCCUCCUCCAGUGUCACCCUAAACAGGCCAGAGGGCUCACUGCUGUCCCCCAAGUCAACUGUAAGGGACAAGCCCGUCCCCAAUCAAAGCCCCAGGGACCAGGGAGAGCUGCCCCGCACCCGGACGGAGGCCUCUGCAGUCAUGGAAGCAGUUUUCUGCCUUCAGAUCAGUUCUCAGCAGCUCCCUCCUCCGAGGUGGGGUUCCCUCCCCCGCACCUCCACCCCCAGUCCCCUCUGGGGGUGAGAGAUGACAGAGUCACACAGGAAAGUGUAGCAGGAAGUAACCGAGAAAAGGGUUUCUCCCUAGUCCCCCUGUGGGCACAGGAGGGUGGGGGGUUGGCUGGAGGUGCCACGGCUGGGGCAGGCGCUCCGUGCGGAAAGGGGCAUCCCCCAUCUCUCCCCAUCUGCUGAGAUCCUGUUCACUGUUGAGCCCUGGGGUCCCAGUCGGCACCGGCCACACCCCCGCACCCUUUUCUCUGCAAGGGGGCGGCAGGGCCAGGCCCAGGCCUCCUCUGCUGCUGCCCGAGAAACGUCAGGUCACUGGCUCAGUGUCCCUGGCCUAGAAUCCGAACUCACCAGCUUGGCAGGGAGGAGCGGCAGCCAGGCCUCCCCGAUGCCCCCGAAGGGAUGAGUGACAUUCCCCAAGCAGCCCAGGCCACCCCUGCCUCCCCGCACCUGGGCCCGCCUGCCCACCCUCACCCAGGCAGCCCAGCGCUGACCGCCCACGUGCCCACGAGGGGCCUUCCCCUUCCAGCCGGGGAAAGCACAGGUGGGCAGAGAGGGGUGCGGGUGGGAGGAGUCUCACAGGUUUCCAAGCAGGAAACAAAACUGAAACGACAAACCCAGCUUCAAAGUACAUGAUCACAUGCAGAGGGACCAAGGACAGCUGCAUCCCCGGUUCUGCCCCACUCCUGCAGGGGCUGCCCCGCAGGUGACCUUGUGAAGACACACGAGACCCCGGAGCAGCACGGGCUGGCUUGCCAGGUGGGGCCCUUCCCAAGUGUCACUGCACGUUGGGCCUGAACCUCCAGGCCCCGCGGUCCUGAUCCACAGCAGUGCCC